Messenger RNA from Corylus avellana, 1719 nucleotides. NCBI's taxonomy places the organism in Eukaryota, Viridiplantae, Streptophyta, Magnoliopsida, Fagales, Betulaceae. The record is from RefSeq and is a predicted model, not a curated record.
AUGGCGAUCGCUGAGGAGGAAGAAAAGCUCCUGGCAGCGGGAUUCAUCAGAAAAGUUGACUACCCAACCUGGAUCUCUAAUGUUGUAAUGGUGAAGAAAGCAAACGGUAAGUGGCGUAUAUGCGUUGAUUUUACGGAUCUCAACCAAGCUUGUCCCAAAGACAAUUUUUCGUUGCCCCGAAUUGAUCUCUUAAUAGACUCCACCGCUGGUCACGAGCUGUUAAGCUUCAUGGACGCCUUCUCCGGCUACAACCAAAUCAAGAUGGACCUAGCGGACCAGGAGAAAACGGCCUUCAUCAUCGACAGAGGACGUUAUUGCUACAUCACUAUGCCCUUUGGAUUAAAGAACGCAGGGGCCACACACCAGAGGUUCAUAGCCCAAUCCACAGAUAGAAGCCUCCCAUUCUUUAAGAUACUACGGAAAUCGUUUGAGUGGAAUGACGAAUGCAAGGUAGCAUUUAAGAACCUUAAGGAAUACUUGGCUUCACCACCACUCCUUAAUAGAGCCGAACUUGGGGAGCCGCUCUAUGUCUAUCUGGCGUCCACCACCACUACUGUCAAUUUCGUUCUUAUCAGGGAAGGAAUUGAGAAGUUGGCAUUCGCUUUGAUCACCAUUGCCAGACGGCUCCGACCUUAUUACCAAGCUCAUCCUAUUGAGGUACUUACUAGUCAUCCACUAAAGAAGUCUCUCCACAAGUCGAACACAUCGAGUUGCUUGGUACAAUGGUCCGUCGAACUAGGCGACUUCGAUAUUGGGUAUCUCCCAAGGACCGCAAUAAAGGCACAAGUAGUUGCACUUUUUCUGGGACAAUUCACCGAAGACACUGAAGAAACCAAUGAAGGUAAUAAAGAGCCCGUUUGGUUCAUUGAAGUUGAUGGGUCAUCAUCCUUGGAAAGAAGUGGAGCUGGAAUUGUUAUCAAAACACCUGAUGGGGUCACCGUUAAACACGCAGUUCGGUUCAAGUUCCAGGCAACAAAUAACAAAGCACAAUAUGAGGCACUCAUUGCCGGACUACAUAUGCCUAAACAACAUGGAGCCAACAGUGUAAGUGUACAGAGCGACUCUCAAUUGGUGGUAGGCCAGUUAAUGGGCGAAUAUGAAGCAAAAGGAGAAAAAAUCAAACUUUCUGAAUCACCCCCGGGGGAGAAAACCACUAUCAGCGAAUCGAAAACACCAGCAAUUGAGGACCACCAAGCUUCCAGGUAUACAUUAUUUAAAUCUGUAGUAAAAUACCUUGUUGAAGGCAACCUUCAGGAGAAUCCCGCAAAAGCCAAAGCAGUCCGCUGCCGGGCAUCGAGGUACCUAAUCCAGAAUGAUGUUUUAUACAAGCGAAGCUUUAUUCAUCCACUCUUGCGAUGUUUAUCCAAUAAUGAAGCGGACAAUGUCUUGAGAGAAAUCCACGAGGGAAUAUGCGGGAACCACUCAGGGAAGAGAUCCCUGGCACACAAAGCCUUGAGGGCAGGAUACUGUUGGCCAACAAUGGCUCAAGAUGCACACGACAUGGUCAAAAAUUGUAAGAAGAGCCAACAGUUUGCAAACGUCCCAAAGAGUCCGCCGGAAGAUCUCACAUCAAUAUUCACUCCUUGGCCGUUCACACUAUCGGGGGUAGACAUUGUAGGAUCCUUACCAUCGGGAAAAGGAGGAGUCAAGUUUGCCCUAGUGACGGUCGACUACUUCACCAAGUGGGCAGAAGCCAAAGCAUUAGCCACCUUCACAUAA